Messenger RNA from Necator americanus (New World hookworm), 516 nucleotides. RefSeq lists its product as uncharacterized. The record is from RefSeq and is a predicted model, not a curated record. The transcript is spliced from 5 exons. Lineage: Eukaryota; Metazoa; Nematoda; Chromadorea; Rhabditida; Ancylostomatidae. The coding region runs from base 1 to 516 and encodes 171 amino acids.
AUGGCUGCUAGGCCAGAGCUCACGAAACCUGGAGCAAAAGCUCAGCUCGCUGAGGCUGAGCUUCGAACACCAAGUUUUCUAUGUCAUUUAGAACAUACAUCUUCAACUCGAGAUUCAUACAACAAGCAGCUUUAUCAACAGAACCUUCGAUGUUCCGUGGCGAAAGAUGAGCAGCCAUCCGAGCAGCUAGGGAAUCAUUUUCGGACGCCGCGUCAAAGGAUGCGCUUUUCACCUUCCACAAGCUUGGAAUCGGAUGUAAGUUGCGGAAACUGUUGUCUAGGCGCACAAACCCACUGUUUGAAGAAUCACUGGAGUGCCUUAGGCAGCUGUACACCUGGCGCUAGGAACAAUUAUACGAGUGAAGGAGAAUUCCGACAAAGGAUUAAUGAAACAAUCGAUUAUUUCAAAGAAGAAUUAAAAUUUAGUAAUUAUUUCACUACCAGUGUGAAUGUCUGGCUAAAGCCGGACUUCAGACUUUCGGUGAUUUUAGCUUCGCUCUCCUUCACUGAUCAAUGA